Molecule: messenger RNA, 266 nt
Organism: Acaulospora morrowiae
Lineage: Eukaryota; Fungi; Glomeromycota; Glomeromycetes; Diversisporales; Acaulosporaceae
Source: the annotation of a GenBank genome assembly
UUCGCAAAGUUGAAAAUUUGUUAUUGAUUAGUGGGGAUAACGCGUCAGCAACUACAUCUGGAGAUAAAAGCGGGAGUAAUGUAAAGCAAAUUGAGCGAGUGGCCAUUGAGUAUAAUCAGAUGCAAUACCUGGUUAACAGGGGAAAAGAUUUACCCUUCGUGGAAAAUAUCGAUUGGCGCAUCACUAGAAUCAAAGAUACACUUCGCAUUAAUUUAUCAUCCGCUCUUCGUCUAGCUUUGUUAACAAUAAAAGAUCAGUCAAGCACG